Oppia nitens is the source of this 2193-nucleotide messenger RNA. Its product is annotated as cation-independent mannose-6-phosphate receptor-like. Gene Ontology annotation, biological process: lysosomal transport. The record is from RefSeq and is a predicted model, not a curated record. Gene Ontology annotation, cellular component: trans-Golgi network; late endosome; plasma membrane. The coding region runs from base 166 to 2193 and encodes 675 amino acids. Gene Ontology annotation, molecular function: insulin-like growth factor binding; D-mannose binding; signaling receptor activity. The transcript is spliced from 7 exons. NCBI's taxonomy places the organism in Eukaryota, Metazoa, Arthropoda, Arachnida, Sarcoptiformes, Oppiidae.
UUUUUAAAUAAUUUAUUUCAUUAUCAUAUCAUAGGAUAUAUGAUAUGAUAUAUCAAUAUAUUGAUUAACUGAUCCUUCAAUUUGUUUGUCUUUUCAUUACAAUUGUGUUUUUGUUGAUCACAGCAGACAUUACCAAACAAUUUCGUUUAAACAUCAAAACCAGUGAUGAGUCGAUUAACGGCAAUCACUGUUAUCGGUAUUUUGGUCAUUGAUUUCUCGUAUUUGUUGGCGAUAUCGACAGCCGUUGCCGAUAACAAUGGCCUUUCGUGUGAUAAUAUGAGUGGUUACGACUUAUCGACAAUCAAUGAGAAAACAUAUAAAUAUAUUCAUAACUACACGAAUACGUCUACUAAUAAAACCGAUAGUUUUGACGUUUUAAUUAACAUUUGUCGAGUGUUUGACACCAAAGAUAAGACACCCGAAGUCUGUUUUGGCCGACAAAUCUGUGGCCACAAGACCACUGAUAAGACACCAAUUGGCUAUCGAUUGAAGUCCGCAGACUUUGUUCCCGACAACGGAUCGCAUAAAGAGUAUAUCAAAGUUGUUUACGACGGAUCAGAGUGUGAUAUUCAUCGGAUACUUAACUAUUCAAUGACUAUCAUCUUCUACUGUGGAGAAGAUUCGCCGAAUUUAAACCUCGAAAUGUCCACUACUUGUGGUAUUCAAUUAAAUUACACCACAAAGUCUGUGUGUAAGACUAGUACUAAUAACUCAAUGCCAUCAUUAGCGCCGAUAGUCAAUUGUUUUUGGGAAAAUCACACACAUUAUAUAGAUUUUAACCAAUUGGUCAAAAAGUCAAAUAACUAUAAAAUUUAUAGACUUUCGACGACAACUAGUUAUCUCUAUAUUUAUUAUAUAAAUGUUUGCCGACCUUUGAAUCAGAUUUUUGAACCGUUCAGUGACUCGAGUAUAAACAAUUGCGGACCAAAUGCUGCCAUUUGUCAGGUGAACAGUGAUACAAAUGAUAGUGCUUUGAAUUUAGGCGAACCAACAAGUGGUCCGAUUCGGUUGUUUGACGAAAGUCUUAAUUUAUUUUAUGAAAAUGGGAGUCCGUGUCCGGUCAGACCACAUGAAAAGUUGCGAACUCGCAUAAAGUUUGUAUGCGAUCCGUUGGCCGGCAUUGAGAAUAUGAUUGUCAACGAACCGGGAAGUGAGACAAUGGAUGCCGAAGAUUGCGCCUAUUUUAUCGAAUGGCGUACUUCUGCCGUUUGUAACUAUAUUGAACGCACAAAAGGUCAACAAUCUGGUGAUCACACAAAUCUGGAUGUAUUGGAUCAAAGGGAUGAACUCAUCUAUAAGGAUGGCUUUCUGGAGGACAAUCGACUCGAUGCAUACAUUAAUGUAUCGGCACUAAUGGGAACUACUUUUAAUGUGAAUGAAUUCAGAGAAUUGGAUAAUAAUAAGACAGACAAUUAUACUUAUGUCAUAAAUCUGAGUAAACCCGAACUGUCCACUGACUACCAGUGCUCUGAAGCGGGUGUGUGUCAGACAAAAGGCGACUUUAGACGAGAUUUAGGUAGUGUUAAGACAAUAAAGUAUUAUCUAAGAGGACAUGAACUUCAAAUGGCAUUGCAGUCCAAAGGAGGCACUCGAGGAAAAUGUGGCAAAAAUGCCAACAAAAACGUGACCACAAUUUUCCGAUUGCAUUGUUCCUCAUCGGCCGGUGUCGGCGAACCAGAAUUUAUGUACGAAAGCAACGAUUGUGACUAUGUUUUCAAUUGGGAGACAUCGAUGGUUUGCCCAAUAAAUUUCAUCAAACAAGAAGAAUAUAUUGAAUAUAUUACCGAACGUAACAAAUCCCAGGAACGGAUGGAAAAGGAAGAGUUGGAUCAUUUAGCUAAGUCUACUGAAGACAAUCAACAAUCUGGUGGUCACACAAAUCUGUGGAUCGGUAUCAUAAUAGUUAUAUGUAUUUUGGGUAUUAUUUGUGCCCUAUUGUUAUACAAACCUAACAUCAGACAAUCUGUUUUUGGUUUAUUUAGGUCAAGACAAGUUAAUAGUCAAAGUUUCAUUGCAUUGUUUUUGGCAUCGCAUGAAAAGGACAACAACAGCAACAAACCGAAAGCCGAAGUGGUUAUCAUCGACGGCGGCAACAAUAGUCAUCAAUAUUCAAACACAAUUGCAGGACAGCCAUCAUCUCACGUGCCUUACUAUAGCAUUUACGACGACUCCGACGUUGAUCUUCUCACUUGA